AGAGAAGACUGAAGAAGUGUCCAGACAGGCUGAUGGACUCAGUUGGUAAGCUCCACUUGCUCACCAUGACUGCCGAGAGUCCGAUGCCUGGAGACUUGGCUCUAGCUCCCCUGGUCACUUGCAAACUCUGUCUGUGUGAGCAUUCUCCAGACAAGAUGACCACCCUCCAGGAAUGCCGGUGCAGCUUUUGCACAGCUUGCCUGAAACAGUAUAUGCAGCUGGCAAUCCGAGAAGGAUGUGGCUCUCCCAUCACUUGCCCUGACAUGGUGUGCCUCAGCCGCGGAACCCUGCAGGAAGCCGAGAUUGCCUGUUUGGUACCUGUGGAUCAGUUUCAGCUUUAUCAGCGGUUAAAAUUUGAACGAGAGGUUCACCUGGACCCUUACCGGACAUGGUGUCCCAUCGCAGACUGUCAGACAGUGUGCCGUGUGGCAUCGAGUGACCCAGGACAGCCUGUGCUGGUGGAGUGUCCUUCAUGUCACCUGAAGUUCUGCUCUUGUUGCAAGGAUGCUUGGCAUGCAGAAGUCUCCUGCAGGGACAGUCAGCCUGUCAUCCUGCCCACAGAGCACGGGGUCCUCUUUGGGACAGCAGACGUGGAAGCCCCCAUUAAACAGUGCCCUGUUUGCCGGGUUUAUAUCGAACGCAACGAAGGCUGUGCUCAGAUGAUGUGUAAGAACUGCAAGCACACGUUUUGCUGGUACUGUCUCCAGAACCUGGACAACGACAUUUUCCUCAGGCAUUAUGACAAAGGACCAUGUAGGAACAAACUGGGCCACUCCAGAGCAUCAGUGAUGUGGAACCGAACACAGGUGGUGGGGAUUCUUGUGGGGUUGGGCAUCAUUGCCUUGGUCACGUCACCCCUUCUGCUCCUGGCCUCCCCCUGUAUAAUCUGUUGUGUUUGCAAGUCUUGUCGGGGCAAGAAGAAAAAGCAUGGCCCAUCCACAACCUAA
Messenger RNA from Chrysochloris asiatica (Cape golden mole), 947 nucleotides. It is a transcript of the gene RNF144B, whose product is annotated as ring finger protein 144B. Gene Ontology annotation, molecular function: ubiquitin protein ligase activity; zinc ion binding; ubiquitin conjugating enzyme binding. Lineage: Eukaryota; Metazoa; Chordata; Mammalia; Afrosoricida; Chrysochloridae. The transcript is spliced from 7 exons. The record is from RefSeq and is a predicted model, not a curated record. The coding region runs from base 33 to 947 and encodes 304 amino acids. Gene Ontology annotation, cellular component: cytoplasm; mitochondrial membrane; ubiquitin ligase complex. Gene Ontology annotation, biological process: positive regulation of proteasomal ubiquitin-dependent protein catabolic process; protein polyubiquitination; ubiquitin-dependent protein catabolic process.